AUUUGAUUCAAAUUCAAAAUAUUAAAUAUCAGCAAGAUUACUGGAUUACAAUGAGAGAAUUUCUACUUGUUCUGUCGACAGUAUGUUUUCUUGGAGCAGAAAUCUCAGCACAAAAAAAGAAACGUGAUCCUGAAGAAAAUAUUUUGGAGAACGGGGCCGGUUUGGACAAGCAUCUGUUGAACCCUGGAACCAUGGGGGUUGCGUACAGAACCUUUCAUAGAUUAAAAGAAUCAGAAAAGAAACAUCCUCAGCUUUACAACGCGACUAGAACCGGUUUCAGGGAGCUCCUAAAGCCAAGAGUAAUCAAGGAAAAAGAAUUAGAAGAAAUGAGAGAAAAUGCUCCAAAAACCCAAGAUUUGGAAGCAGAAAAAAUAGUUCAGCUCCUGGCUGAACCUGGAAGUGAAGCAGAACUAAAGGCAGCAUCUAAAAAAGCAGACAUAUUUCUUCACACAGCUGAGGCUCCUGAAGUCAUUUCUUUUGUACAAACAGGUCUAAAGGAGCUUUUAAAGUCAGUCGAACCAGAAUAUGAAGGAAAACCAGUACAACCAAAAAAUAUAGGAGAACAAGUCCAACCAAAAAAUGAAGGAAUAACAGUCCAACCAGAAAAUAUAGGAAAACCAGUCCAACCGGAAAAAGUAGCAAAACCAAAAGCUGUAAUUUAUGAAGAAGGAGAAAAGCCAAAAGUGGCAAGUCCUAAAAAAGCCCGAAAGACACGAGUUAAGAAGAGAAAGCACUAAAUUUCCAAUGAUAAAAUAUGAUGCAAAUAAAACAUGUAAAUGUGCUUUUAAAUAAAACUGGGGUUAAAUGCAUAAAGGAAAA
Molecule: messenger RNA, 819 nt
Organism: Eurytemora carolleeae
Lineage: Eukaryota; Metazoa; Arthropoda; Copepoda; Calanoida; Temoridae
Exons: 8
Coding region: 51-737 (228 amino acids)
Source: RefSeq, a predicted model, not a curated record